Molecule: messenger RNA, 612 nt
Organism: Penicillium cinerascens
Lineage: Eukaryota; Fungi; Ascomycota; Eurotiomycetes; Eurotiales; Aspergillaceae
Product: copper homeostasis protein CutC
Exons: 2
Coding region: 1-612 (203 amino acids)
Molecular function (GO): copper ion binding
Source: RefSeq, a predicted model, not a curated record
AUGCUGCGAACGGAGGGGCUGAUCGAAUCGAAGCCAGAUUCAGCGGGCGCCUUUGACCAGUUCACGCUGACUUUCUUCAGACUAUGCUGUGAUUACGAGUCUGGUGGCCUUUCGCCCGCUGCAACCAUCUUAACGGCUCUCAAGUCUCAAAUAUCGAUUCCAAUUCACGUGAUGAUUCGCCCACACUCAGAAGGUUUCUGUUACAAUGACGAAUCCUUCGAGGCCAUGAAAACGACAUUGGUCGCUUUGAAGAAUCUCGGGGCCGAUGGAUUUGUUUUCGGCAUUCUCGGUCCAGUUUCUGAAAGCCUCUCGCAGGAUAUGUCACCGUGGAUUGAUGUCUCAAGGAACAAGGAGCUUGUCCAGCUUGCAGAAGGGAAACCGUGUACUUUUCAUCGAGCCUUUGAUUGCAUUCCGGAAUCCCACUGGGACAUGGCAUUAGCCGACAUAGCGAAGUGCGGUUUUGCGUCAAUUCUCACCAGUGGAGGUCCAUCAAGCGACAAGGCAAUCGACUGCGUCGGCAAACUAGCUGAACUUGGCCAACGGCUUGAUCUACUGCGAUUUUGUUCUUCAAAAUCAUGCGAAUUUCCCGAGAUCAUCGUUGGUGGGGGGUGA